AUGAGUGUCAAAAAUAGCCCAGAAGUCAGCCACGGCCGUGGAGGAGCCGGAAAUAUUGGCGCAGAUGACACCCCUUACGGCGAUGGCGAAAUCGUUCGCGAAGGCGUAGUCGGUGACCACGGCGACGGAGCCUUCAGCACCGGUCGUGGCGGAUUAGCCAACAUCGGCUCCCCAGGCCUAAAAGCUACGCCGCGGAAAGAUGAGAUCUCCAUCCCGGAGGUCGCCCUGCGACCCAGCAUGGAGAACGAGAACUUCCACGUUGGCAGAGGAGGAGGGGGGAAUGUACAUAUUGGGGAAGGAACCAAGAAGCAUCCGGAGGGCUUGGCAGAUAAGUUGAAGAACAAGCUAUUUAAGAAGAAGGCUAAGGAGGCGGAGGUAGCUCUUCAGGAGGCGUAG
This is a messenger RNA of Venustampulla echinocandica, 396 nucleotides long. RefSeq lists its product as uncharacterized. Lineage: Eukaryota; Fungi; Ascomycota; Leotiomycetes; Helotiales; Pleuroascaceae. The transcript is spliced from 3 exons. The coding region runs from base 1 to 396 and encodes 131 amino acids. The record is from RefSeq and is a predicted model, not a curated record.